This is a messenger RNA of Anguilla rostrata (American eel), 4408 nucleotides long. RefSeq names its product myeloid-associated differentiation marker homolog. The transcript has 2 exons. The record is from RefSeq and is a predicted model, not a curated record. Gene Ontology annotation, cellular component: membrane. The coding region runs from base 367 to 1251 and encodes 294 amino acids. NCBI's taxonomy places the organism in Eukaryota, Metazoa, Chordata, Actinopteri, Anguilliformes, Anguillidae.
UAAAGGGGAAGAGGAGGAGGGAGAGAUGAGGGACAGAGAACGAAAUGGAAACAACGAACGAAAUUUAAGACCUAAUUUGGUUAGGAAUGGGCGGGAUGGCGCCGGGGAAACGUCUCUUGUCUUGUGUAGUUGUAAGAACGCGCGAGGAAUCAGAGUUGUGUGCCUCGGGGCAGAAAGGCGAGACUUAAAGAGCCGCGGAGUGGAUAAAGAAAAGGUUUGAGAGCGCACCUGCCCGUCACCUCCGUCUCCUCCCACUGACGUGCCGAACGACAGCGCUCCUCGGAUCCCGCAGCCCAGAGAGGCCAGCACUCGCUCACGAACACAAAUACACACACACAGAAAACAAAACACGAGCGGCGUCCCACAAUGCCUCUGGUAGUGAUGCACUCGUCCCCCCUGUUUUGGGCGCGGCUGGCGGCCAUGGUGCUGGCGUGCGUGGCCUUCAGCGUGGCGGUGCACGGGGCGAACCUCCGGCACGGGACGGGCGACUGGUGCCUGUUCUGCUGGGGCUUCAGCUUCGUGGGCACGCUGCUGGUGCUGCUGGUGGAGGCCUUCGGCCUGCAGGCCCGGGCCCCCGUCUCCUGGAAGAACUUCCCCAUCACCUUCGCCUGCUACGCCUCCCUGCUCUGCCUGUCCGCCUCCGUCAUCUUCCCCCUCUACUUCCUGAAGGGCUACCAGAGGAGCGACCGCACGCGCGACUACCGCAUCGUGGCCACCGUCUUCUCCUGCCUGGCAACGGUGGCGUACCUGACGGAGGUGAGCAUCAGCAAGGCCCGGCCCGGCGAGGUGGUGGGCUACAUGGCCACCGUCCCCGGCCUGCUCAAGGUGUGCGAGACCUUCGUGGCCUGCGUCAUCUUCGUCUUCAUCAGCGACCCGGUGUCCUACGACCGCCACGACGCGCUGAAGUGGUGCCUGGCGGUGUACUGCGUGUGCUUCAUCCUGUCGGCCGCCAUCAUCGUGCUGUGCGUGGGCGAGUGCACCGGCUGCCUGCCCUUCUCCUUCGCCCGCUUCCUGUCCGCCUUCGCCCUCCUGGCCGUGCUCAUGUACCUGUCGGCCGCCAUCAUCUGGCCCGUCUUCCAGUUCGACAGCAAGUACACCCGCCAGACCAGCCGCCCGUCCUCCUGCAGCAGCAGCCCGGGCCUAUGCCCCUGGGACAAGCUGGUGGCCGUGGCCGUCCUCACCGUCGUCAACUUCCUGCUUUACCUGGCCGACCUGGUGUACUCCGCUCGCCUGGUCUUUGUCUCUGUGUGAGGGGAGGGGGGGCGGAAGGGGGUCGUGGGGUUGGGGAUGAAAAAAAAAAUGUCUUCCUUUGGUUCCUGCUCUUCAAAGAUCUUCUUUGCUGUUUAAAAAAAAAAAAUGUGGAGCAUCUUUGGUUCUGAGCUCCCUGGUGUCCCACAAUGCACCUCUUCUUAACCGCUUGCCUCAAAGGUAUAAUGUAAGACCCUGACGUUCCCACCAAUAGCAUUGCAACAUGCAGUAACCAGCCAGUACAAAAUCCCUGUUUUGCCGUCUCAUUGCUGCAUCUGAUUGGUGACAUUUAAAUUCCGAGAGUCUUGCUGCAUCUGAUUGGUGCAUUUAAAUAAGGAGAGUGUUAACAGCAUGUGAGCACCCCCCCCCCCAUCAUUGAUUCAACAGACUCACUAGAUGCUCAGCUCUGUGUUCCCCCACAUUUAAGCAUUCCGACUGUGAUAUUUGUGUAGGGGCAUGACCAAGUACAAUACCGUGACGAUGGAAUAUCCUGUACUGUAAUAUAGCGCUGGAAACUCCUUUUACUAGUCCCAGUCUUUCGUAAUUAACAGACCUGGGUCAAAUGCUAGUAUUUGCUUUGGUCGUUUUUUGCAGGAUCAGUUACACCAGGCAAGAUCAGUAGAGCACAGAAAAGUAUUUGAAUCCAAAACAAAUAUGUAUUUGACCCAGGUCUGGUGAUUAAGCAGCAGUCAGGACAAUCGGAACACAGUAGCUGAGUAUCUGGUACGUGUGUGUCGAACCUGUGACCCCAGCCAAGACAGCUCUUUAAAAAAAUGGUGUUUAGGCUAAAAGACUUUCCAGAUUGGUCCAGACGGCUGCUCGCACAUCUCACCUGGUCCAUUUAAAGUGUUAUGGGUAAAUCAGUUUGUGGGAUUUUCGUGGUCGAUAACCGCAGAUCGUUUUUGGAAAUGUAAAAACGCGGGACUCCCAAGCAUUCUGUCAGUCUGGCUGUCUGUACCCCCAAAAAACCCAGGGUCACCCCCAAAAGAAAGCAGAGACGGCCUGUCCCCAAAAGCAAUGGAGCCCUCUCUUCCAAAAGAAAUACCGAAAACAAAAGCAAAGCCAAAAACAGAAGAAUAUCCACCACAACAUUAGCUGCAAGAAAAGAUACUGUUUGUGUAUUCUGUGUUGAGCUUUCAGUGUUAAGUGGAUCAUAUGAAGUGUUACAAAAUAAGUGAGUCUGAAUUUAAAAAUUUUUCUUUCAUUUCGACUGAUUUUACUGCAACUGCCUCUGUUUUGUUUUUUCACACGAUAAGCCAAAAUUAUUGUAACUCCUUUAAAUUUUACAUGUUUUUAUACACAUGAGUAAUGACUUGAAAAUUAUUUGAAAUCACAGACUCGUUGUUUUAUUGCGUGUUUAAUUGUAUUACUGUAGCCCAAAGUGCCUCUAACGUGUUUAUCAUUUUAAAGAGAAAUAACCAGCUAGUUAAACUGCUGUUAUAUUUCAAAGCGUACAUAUAAUAAUUUGUGUUAUAAUUUUGUUGAUAUAAUUAUUUGCCUGGGGCCUGUAUCAUGAAGCAAGAUUACUGUUGUUGGAUAACUGCACUGAGGAAAAACCCACUUUUUACUUCAGUUCCUGUUGCAUAUUUGGGAGGGUCCAGGUUUUACUUAGUGCAAGUUAUCCUGCUAAAUCAGUAAUCCUGCUCCAAGACACAGGCCUCUGUUCAUGGUUGUUAUUUGCUUUUUUGCUUUUUGUUUGUAAACCAAUUUUGCCAGCAUUAGGUGUAAUUUUUGGUAACUGGGGCCUAGAAUGGCUAUUUUAAAGGCUUUUUGGAGCACUGGAGAGUGGAGAUGGUUAAAACCAAGAUUAUUAUGUAUUUUCAAUUCAUUUUUAUUUCUAUAAUAUGUUUGAAUUUGGUUUCCAGUGUCAUUUUCUGGUUUAGUUUCAAGUCAAUCUUUGUUGCUCUUUUGGACAUCCAUGCCUGUUUCCUUUUUGUAUUAUCUUGCGUUAGUUUUAGCUGCAGGGGGGCAAAUGCAAGUAUCAGUUAAUUUUCAGUGCCAUCAAUCACCUUUGCCUUAGAGUGGAAACAUCGACAGCAAAUUAACUAGACACUUAGACACAUUUGGUUUCGCAGUAUAAAUACGCCAUUUUAGUUUGCUGAAGUGAAUACCUUUUUAAAGUAACUGAUUUAAAGUAACAUUUUUUAAAGUAACAUUUCAUGGACUAAUGUGAACAAAUGAUUACCAAUGAUUAAGUAAUAUAGGUUAUAUAUUACUUAAUAUAAUAUCCUUGCAUUUAUAUAGCACUUUUCUCAAAGUGCUUUACAGCGAUGAAGGGGAACUCACCUCACCCACCACCAAUGUGUAGCACCCACCUGGGUUAUACAUGGCAGCCAUUUUGCGACAGAAAGCUCACCACACAUUAGCAAUGUGGAGAGAGAGAGAACAUUUUUUUAGCCAAUUAAAUCAGGGGAUGAUUUUGGUGGCAAGUUUGCGAGAGCCAGAUCUGGGAUUUAGCCAGGACACCAGGGAACCCCCUACUCUUUGUGAUAACUGUCAUGGGAUCUGUAAUGACCACAGUGAGUCAGGACCUCGGUUUAACGUCUCAUCUGAAAGACGGCAUUUCCUACAGCAGUGUCCCCGUCACUGCACUGGGGCAUUGGGGUUUAUUUGAAGGAAGAUUGCCCCCUGCUGGCCCACCAACACCACUUCCAACAGCAACUCAGUAUUCCCUGGUGGUCUCUUAUCCAAGUACUAACCAAUCCCACACUUGCUUAGCUUCAGCCAUUCGGCAGGAGCAGAGUGCAUGGAGGUAUGGCAACUGACGACUAAUAUAUAAUAUAUAGAUCUUUUUAGCCACAAAAGGCAAAACGCAAAGCUUCUGACAAUUAACUGACGUUACCGCAUACCUAACAAGAAGCUUUUGGUGACUUUUAAAAGUUGAAAAGGUACAGUCCAGUAUUUUUAAUCUAUUCAAAAUAACCCCAGAACCCGAUAUCAUUCGCUGGCCAUGGGAUUGAGGUGCAUGGGGUGAUAGCUAGCAAGGUUUGAUCACUGUUUUGUCUUAACUCUACACUUUUCCAUUUAGAGUGUUUAUAAUACACUAUGUAGCGUAUUGCCAUCUAGUGGCUGCAACUGCCUGGACGCCCAACAGACAGGUCAAGAGCUUUUAUCGUCUCUUUUGUUAAAAAAUAUAAAAAAUUAAACGAUAUGAAAAUUA